This is a messenger RNA of Sciurus carolinensis (gray squirrel), 5684 nucleotides long. RefSeq names its product zinc finger BED-type containing 5 (gene Zbed5). The transcript is spliced from 3 exons. The coding region runs from base 562 to 2565 and encodes 667 amino acids. Gene Ontology annotation, molecular function: DNA binding. The record is from RefSeq and is a predicted model, not a curated record. Lineage: Eukaryota; Metazoa; Chordata; Mammalia; Rodentia; Sciuridae.
CCAGAGUGCUAAAUUUAUCUUCAGACCGGGACCGCGCCAGCAGCGAAUCGGAUCUCUAUGGAGGUGGCAUAGGCGGUAUCCCUGAGCUGAGAGCAUCACCCGGCCCCGCAUCCUUCUUUCCUCUUGUUUUGUUUUUCGCCCCCUCCCCCUCCCUCCUCCCUCCAGUCCGCGACGACUGGCUCUUGACCCCGUUCAGGCCUCGGUGAAGGCUUUUGGUUACUUCCCUUUCCACCCCAUCCCUUAAUUUUAUUCUUUUGAAGAGUCUACAUUUCAAGCUGCCAAGGUGGAGAGUGACUGCAGAAGGGAGUACUCCUCAUUUCAGCUUUUAUUUUUAUGUGAUAAUCUACCUUUUAAGAAAGGUGUGCCAUACCUGAGAGCACCAGGAAGUCGCAUGAGAGAUCACCUGAUAAUCGAACGUGUGAUGUUCCAUCUGCGCACUGAUGCAUAGGCAGCAUUUACAAAUUAACUGAUGUGUUACUCUGUAUCAUCUCUUGCCUUCUUUGUAUCCUGUCUUAUAAUUUCAACACAUUUGUGAUACUCAAUGUUUAUUCUAAAUUAACCAUGUUUUGUACCACAAAUUCAUUGCCCAUGGAUCUUUUGCUGAAACAAGGAAAUCUUAAACAAGAAGUAGAGUCAUUUUGUUAUCAAAUUGUAUCUGAAUCAAAUGAUCAAAAGGUUGGAAUAUUACAAAGUGAAGAUGAACAGUUGCAGCCUUCGGUUUCUAAAAAAUCAGAAGGUGAGCUUUCUAGGGUCAAAUUUAUGUCCAAUUCCAACAAAAUAACAUUUAGUAAGAAACCAAAAAGAAGAAAAUAUGAUGAAAGUUAUUUGUCUUUUGGAUUUACUUACUUUGGAAAUAGAGAUGCACCUCAUGCUCAGUGUGUAUUAUGUAAAAAAAUUUUAUCAAAUAGCUCUUUAGCCCCUAGUAAGCUUCGAAGACAUUUGGAAACUAAACAUGCCGCAUAUAAAGACAAAGACAUAAGCUUUUUCAAGCAGCAUCUUGACUCACCUGAAAAUAAUAAACCCCCAGCACCCAAAAUUGUCAAUACAGAUAAUGAAAGUGCUACAGAGGCAUCUUACAAUGUAAGUUACCAUAUAGCUCUGAGUGGAGAGGCUCAUACUAUUGGAGAAUUGCUUAUCAAACCUUGUGCAAAAGAUGUAGUGAUGCGAAUGUUUGAUGAACAGUAUAGUAAAAAAAUAGAUGCAGUACAACUAUCAAACAGUACUGUUGCUCGACGAAUUAAGGAUCUGGCUGCUGAUAUUGAAGAAGAGCUUGUUUGUAGACUGAAAAUUUGUGAUGGGUUUUCACUACAACUAGAUGAAUCAGCUGAUGUUUCAGGACUUGCUGUGCUGCUUGUGUUUGUUCGUUAUAGGUUUAAUAAGUCUAUUGAGGAAGACCUACUUUUAUGUGAAUCUUUGCAAAGUAAUGCAACUGGUGAAGAAAUAUUCAACUGCAUCAACAGUUUUAUGCAAAAACAUGAAAUUGAAUGGGAAAAAUGUGUCGAUGUUUGUAGUGAUGCUUCUAGGGCAGUGGAUGGAAAAAUCGCUGAGGCUGUCACCUUGAUAAAAUAUGUGGCUCCUGAAAGCACCAGUAGUCACUGCCUAUUAUAUCGACAUGCUCUAGCAGUUAAAGUAAUGCCUACAUCUCUAAAAAAUGUGCUAGAUCAAGCAGUACAAAUCAUCAAUUAUAUUAAAGCUCGACCUCAUCAAUCCAGACUACUAAAAAUUUUAUGUGAAGAAAUGGGUGCUCAGCACACAGCACUUCUUCUAAAUACUGAGGUAAGGUGGCUUUCCCGAGGUAAAGUUCUUGUAAGACUUUUUGAGCUUCGGCGUGAACUACUGGUUUUCAUGGAUUCUGCUUUUCGACUAUCUGAUUGUUUAUCAAAUUCAUCCUGGCUGUUAAGACUUGCAUAUCUUGCAGAUAUUUUUACUAAAUUAAAUGAGGUUAAUCUGUCAAUGCAAGGAAAAAAUGUGACAGUUUUUACAGUGUUUGAUAAAAUGUCAUCAUUAUUAAGAAAAUUAGAAUUUUGGGCCUCAUCUGUAGAAGAAGAAAACUUUGAUUGUUUUCCUACACUCAGUGACUUUUUGACUGAAAUUAAUUCUACAGUUGAUAAAGAUAUCUGCAGUGCCAUUGUACAGCACCUAAGGGGUUUGCGCUCUGCUCUUCUAAAAUAUUUUCCUGUAACAAAUGACAAUAAUGCUUGGGUUAGAAAUCCAUUUACAGUAACUGUUAAACCAGCUUCAUUAGUAGCACGGGACUAUGAGAGCCUUAUUGAUUUAACAUCUGAUUCUCAGGUGAAACAAAAUUUCAGUGAACUUUCACUAAAUGAUUUUUGGAGUAGCCUAAUUCAAGAAUAUCCAAGCAUUGCAAGGCGUGCAGUUCGUGUACUACUUCCCUUCGCCACAAUGCACCUGUGUGAAACAGGGUUUUCAUAUUAUGCUGCGACAAAAACAAAAUACAGGAAAAGACUUGAUGCUGCACCUCACAUGCGGAUCCGACUUAGCAACAUUACACCUAAUAUUAAACGGAUAUGUGAUAAAAAGACACAAAAACACUGUUCUCAUUAAAAUUGGAGCUUUUUGCAUGUCCCUUGAUAACCAAAUGUAACAUGAAAAUAAAAGAUGAUUUACUUCAUCUCUAGUAUUUGAGAUUUUAAAUAAAGUUAUUCAAGAUUUUUUAUACUUCUUAGGUCUUAAGAAAACUAAAGAAUCAAAAAAAAAAGUUAUUGUUGGCAUUUUUUUUACAUUGUAAUUUCAAGGAUUUCUCUGGUCUUAACUGGGAAAUGAUGAUCCACUAGAUAAAUUCCAGUUCCUUAGAAUAACAUAUCUCUUCAGGAUAUCUCAUCCCUACCCAUUUUUCUAGCCAUGCCUGCCUUGCAACUCUCCAGCCCCGUGGAACUUCUUGUCACUCCCUAAACAUGUCACACUGUUGCAUGCUAUCAGGUCCAAAAAAACUAUUGCAUCCCCAUCUUGCUUCCUGAUUUGUUUUUCAGUACACAGUGCUACUCUAGUUUUGGUUUUGUUUGUUUUUGUUUUCAGUUAUUUUGUUAACUAGAAUUCCAUGUGGCCAUUAUUCAAAAGUCACUGAAGAUGUCAUAGUUAUGUGAUUCAAGCUGCACUAUUGAAGGAGAGGAAAAGAAGCAUGGAAAACAUUUUCAGAUAUUUUAUUUCCAGUUCCAAAUAGAUUAUUGCAAAUUCCAUAUACUAUAUUCUAAAUUAAUGAGACUUUUCUGUACAGCACUUGAAGAUGAUUAAACUUUAACUCCUUAUCAGUUUAUUCUUAUAAUACUGUAAAAGCCUCCUGAAUGACUUGGCUGUCUGGACUACUUUUCCCCGUCACAUGAUACAACACAGGCCACCAUCUCAGUGUUAAAUAUUUUGUGUUGCUCCUGUGGUUGAGAGCCAUUAUUUAUUUAAUCGCGCUUAUUGAAACCUGUCUCCCCCUUUGGGGAAUAGGAAUACCUCCCUAUAUAUCUGUCAGGCACCUUAGUAGAGGCUUUGUAUGUUAUCAGUAAUCUUUACAGUCCUAAGAAUUUAGGUAAUUUUGGACUUACCCAAGGUCACACAGUAAGUGGAAUUUAGUUUGUCUUUCCCAAAGGUGUAAUUUUUUCCAGUUUGCCUUGCAAACUUCUGAAAGCAUCAAACAGUGACUUGUGUGUAUAAUCUAAAACUCCCUACCAGAAUUCAGACUUUUUUCGAAAUCUGUUUUCUUCUGAAAUCAUCCAAAAUUAGCCAUCUAAUUUUUAAUAGACAUGAAUGUCAUUUUCGUGUAAAAAUUGUAUGAUUGCCUAGUUUAAUAUAAGAAUAUGGGUUAAAUUGCUAUCAAGUAAAUUCUCCAGAAAGAUAUAUCAUGAUUACUCAUGCAUGCCAUACUCUUUGUGUACUAACCCUAGAAUUAAAUAUGCCCUAGAUUGAGAAUAUGUUCAGUGCCAUGUCUGUCUGGCUCAAACCUGGAGUCUGAUCACUAGACUCAUUGAUUGCUGAGCCCGAGUCCUUGAUUAGAUCAUAUUUGUUCAAGGUGUCAUCCUCUUAAAAUAUGACACCUCUUAUGUUUCAACACUUUUAUCCUAACAGCCUCCUCUGGGAGUCUAGAUUCCUGCACUUAAAUCCAUUUUCACAACUGGGACCCUGUCAUCUGUUACUAGAUCUCUUUAUUGAUGAUGCUACCCAACUUUGGUGCCAACACCACCUAUUUAUAACUUCUUAGGACUUUCCUGUGGGUUGUAAGCUAGUGAGAACAGCCUUUUAGCACUUAAAGAUGGGUCUAGUACCUACCUGCUGGAUUAUAGGGCAAGUCUACUUCCUGACGACAACAUCUAAAUUAACCUAGUAUAGUUGUUACCAUGACAGAAUCCAAAAACAACAUCUUUUCAUUUAUGUUUAACAUUACCUGCCCUUCAAAAUUGGCAUUCUCUUCUGUGAAAAGCAAAGUAAGCAGCACGGCCAUCCUGCUUUUCUCGCCUCCUAACAGUCCUUUGGUUACCCUUCUGCCAGACAGCAUCCCUGAGACUUUGACACUAGAGCCUCUGUCUAGAGCUAGCCCGGAAGCCUCUGAAAACCUUUCACUCAAAAGAGAACUACUGUUAAAGAAGAAAUAAGACAUUUCACUGAAUAAUAGAAGACCUAUCUGGGUCUAAAUGAUAUUCUUGAGGCGACUUCAAGUGACAACUACCCUUCUUGCCUGUGAAUGAAACAGUAAAGUUCUGAUGUGCCCAACCCAAAAGGACCCUCACUUUUAUUCCCUGUAUUUCAAAAGUAAUUGAAUUCCUUUUUUGUUAAAUUUUGUUCAUCACCACAUGUAUAAGAACACCAAUCAUAAGCUCUUGGUAGUUAAGACUUCUUUGGGUCAUUUGUAAGACUUCACAAGUUCCUAAUCAUGAAAAGUGCUCAGUGAAUUUUAUAUCUUAGCUUAAAGUAUUAAGGUAAAAUACAAUCCAUACUUUAUUAUGAAAAAUUAACAUUAAUAAUGCUUAGUCUUACUUAAAAGGCAGUGACUAGCAAGCCUUUGUCUAUCAUGGAUUUCAAAGGCAACAUUUUUUUUAGUAAUCUCUCCUGUUGCCUUAAUGCAAUUUUACUCCCCAAAAUGUGAUUCACAUACAAUCAUGAAAAAAUCCAUCAGCUAUGUAAACCUAAGUGCCUCUGGAACUUAUCUUUGCUUAUUUCAUUUUUUAAAGUUGGUAUCACUGCACUGUUAAUGAGUACAAUGGAAAGAAUUCUCAAGCGGGUGUCAAGAGAUUUGUGUUCUCCAAUUAAUGCCAUAGAUAAUAAGUUCAUUUCCCUCUCCAGGUCUUAAUUUCUUCACUUAGUAAAUGAAAGGAAUUGAACUCGAAUGAAUAAAGUGUUUAUCAAUAAGAUCAAUCUUUAAACAACUGAAGAUUAGGCUGAUAUGUGCUCAGUUAUUUGAAAUAUAACUUUUUUCUUACAAGAUAAGCUUUUUCAGGGGCUGGGGUUGUGGCUCACUGGUAGAGUGCUUCCCUAGCAGGUGUGAGGCACUGGGUUCAAUUCUCAGCACCACACAUAAGUAAAUGAAUAAAAUAAAGGUCUAUCAACAUCUAAAAAAAUUUUUAAAAACAUAAUUUUCAAUCAGUCUUUUAUCCUAACACUUUCUAUUAGCCAAAAGAUAAAAUUUAUAAAUUGCCCCAUCAUGCAUACUUACUUGGUAGAAAGAAAGAGGGACUUUUUUGGAA